AAAGGGGAAAUCGGCAUGGCAAGCUUGGAUUUAAAGAGAGCAGAGCUAAUGUUGUCACAGUUUUCGGACAGUCAAACAUAUGUGAAGGUAUUGACGAAACUUCAAGUUGUGCAGCCAGUUGAGAUAAUCAUUCCAAGUACUGCAUAUGACGCGGGUAAUAUGACCAAACUUUGUGAAGUAAUAGCAGAUCAAUUUUCCAACGUCAGUCUCACAACUGUUCAGAGAAAGUAUUUCAAUGAAUCUCAAGGUGUUCAAUACAUCAAACAACUAUGUGUCCCUGAAUUCAGUGCUGUUCAAAUGGAAGUAGCCUCAAAGUAUUACUGCCUCGCUACUGCGUCGGCUCUUUUAAAAUAUGUGGAAUUCAUGCAAAACAUAAUUUAUGCUCCUGCUUCUUUAAAAAUCGUAUUUAAAGGAAGUGAACAGACAAUGAUGAUAGACGCUGCAACUGCAAAACAUUUGGAACUGGUAUUGAAUGCUCGUAAUCCUGGUAGUGAUCACUGUCUUUAUGGUGCAAUAAACCACACCAAGACACCACUAGGAGCUCGUUUGUUGAGAUCCAAUAUACUUCAACCAUCAUCUGAUAUUGGAACAAUUAAAACAAGACUUGAUUGUGUCGGAGAAUUACUUGAGAAGGAGGAAAAUUUUUAUCAAAUGCAGUCAGUUCUAGGACGAUUUAUUGAUAUUGACCAUGUAACGUCAAUGUGUGUUCAAGUAUCAAAGACAGAAAAUAUAAGAAACGCCGAGUCAAAUAUUACCAACAUUAUCUAUCUCAAACAUACCCUGGAGCUUAUCAAUCCUCUUAAGGCGUGCUUGAAGAAUUUCAAACACCCUCUCUUUAAAACUUAUUAUGAGAUGUUAAGCGAUUCACGUUAUACACAAGUCAUGGAAGCAAUUGAAAAAGUAAUUCACGAAGACACUCACUAUCAAAAGGGUGCUAUGAACAUGAGGACACAAAAAUGCUUCGCUAUAAAGCCACACAUUAACGGAUUGCUUGACGUAGCCAGAAGAACAUAUACAGAGAUUGUUGACGAUGCCCUGGCACUUGUACAGCAGCUGGGUGAGGAAUAUGACCUGCCUGUGAAGUCUGCUUUCAACACUACUAGAGGUUUUCAUGCACAGAUGAGUUUAAAUCAUCCAGAUAGCGUAGCCAUUGAAGAUUUAUCAAGUGAAUUUAUUAAAGUCGUAAAAACAAAGAAUAUUGUCGCCUUUACCACCGUUGAUUUGGUUAAAUUAAACGAUCGUAUUCAAGAGUCCAUGAACGAAAUCUAUCUAAUGACAAACAUAGUGGUGACGGAACUUUUGGUAGAAAUACGUGAUAAAAUUGGUUGCAUUUACAAGUUGAGUGAUUGCGUUGCUACUCUGGAUCUACUUGUUUCGUUUGGUUUUCUUUGUACUGCUGCAGAGCAUGUUCGACCGGAAUUCACAGACACCCUUGCGAUCUCUCAAGGGAGACAUCCUAUUCUUGAAAAGAUUUUGUCGAAACCUCCUGUCUCAAACAGCACAUACGCCGCCGAUGGCAACAAUUUUCUUAUUAUAACUGGUCCUAAUAUGAGUGGAAAAUCAACAUAUAUGAAGCAAAUUGCACUACUACAAAUUAUGGCCCAGAUUGGCUGUUAUGUCCCUGCUGAAUAUGCAUCAUUCCGAAUAACUAAUCAAUUGUUCACAAGAAUCGGAAGUGAUGAUGACAUUGAAACAAACUCGUCAACAUUUAUGUUGGAAAUGAAAGAAAUUAAUUAUAUUCUACAAAACGUAACACCUGAUUCAUUAAUCAUAAUUGACGAACUGGGUAGAGGUACGAGCAGUGAAGAAGGACUUGCCAUAUGCUUUGCCAUUUGCGAAGAGCUUCUCACCAAGAAGGCAUUCACAUUUUUUGCAACCCAUUUCUUGGAAUUGACUACAAUGGAUGGAAUGUACCCAAACAUUGAAAACUAUCACAUGGAAAUAAAGAGGGCGAUGAAAAAUAAGACUGGUGCCGAGAAAAUAUCCUAUACUCACAGUAUAAACAAAGGAAGCACCAUGGAAAAACAUUACGGAUUGGAAUUGGCCAAAGUGUCGUCACUGCCUGCAGAGAUAUUGGAGUAUGCAGAAUUUUUGUCAAUUCACUUUUCAGCAAGGAAAAAGUCACUGUCGGAAUCUUCAUUAGCUGCAAAGAAAGACAGAGCCGUGUUCCGCCUCGCCAGCAAGCUAAAACAAGCUGCAAGGAAUUCAUGCUUAGACAAAAAAACGCUAUAUGCAUAUUUUAAAGGUCUUGGAGUACAAUAUUAUAGAGGCGUUGAUGCCAGUGAGGAAUAGCUUCUCGAUGAACUAGUUUUAGGGUGAACGCAUUGUUUUUUAUAGUAAACAUUUGCUAAAAUUUGAAAGACAUUCUCGUUAUUGUAUAGCCAAUAUCUCCACUCUGCAAACUUUUUGGAACUAACUAUAAUUAUAUAUCUACUUAUUUAAUUGCAAAAAUUGUACUUCGAAUAGGCUAUAGUUGUGAGGAAUGCAGAAAUAAUUGAAGAAAGAAUUUAUGCUUUUUAUUGAUGUCACCCUCGCGAUUUCUCUUAUAUUAUUGGCUAUCUCUUAUAAAUACUUAUUGUAGAUCACUUGUAUGAUAAAGUAUUACUGAAUUUUGUUCGUGUGUUUUCUUAAAGAGUAUACAUUUUAAAUGUAAAGAUAAACUGAAUAAAUAAUUAAACGUUUAGAAUUCGA
Molecule: messenger RNA, 2691 nt
Organism: Xenia sp. Carnegie-2017
Lineage: Eukaryota; Metazoa; Cnidaria; Anthozoa; Malacalcyonacea; Xeniidae
Product: mutS protein homolog 4-like
Exons: 29
Coding region: 16-2292 (758 amino acids)
Biological process (GO): reciprocal meiotic recombination; mismatch repair
Cellular component (GO): nucleus
Molecular function (GO): ATP binding; mismatched DNA binding; ATP-dependent DNA damage sensor activity
Source: RefSeq, a predicted model, not a curated record